Ictidomys tridecemlineatus (thirteen-lined ground squirrel) is the source of this 2551-nucleotide messenger RNA. It is a transcript of the gene Adpgk, whose product is annotated as ADP dependent glucokinase. Gene Ontology annotation, molecular function: ADP-specific glucokinase activity. Gene Ontology annotation, cellular component: endoplasmic reticulum. Gene Ontology annotation, biological process: glucose metabolic process. The record is from RefSeq and is a predicted model, not a curated record. NCBI's taxonomy places the organism in Eukaryota, Metazoa, Chordata, Mammalia, Rodentia, Sciuridae.
AGCACGCGCUGAGCCCGGAAGAGGCGCGGGCCAGGAACUGAGCCUACCGCUACUGCUGCAGCGCCAGGGUCCCCAUGGCUCUGUGGCGGGGCUCUGCGUGUGCAGGCUUCCUGGCGCUGGCCGUGGGCUGCGUCUUCCUGCUGGAGCCGGAGCUGCCCGGUUCGGCGUUGCGCUCGCUCUGGAGCUCGUUGCGGCUGGGGCCCUCGCCCUUGCCCCCGGGAUCUCUUUCCCCCGAGGGCCGGUUGGCGGCCGCCUGGGACGCUCUCAUCGUGCAGCCAGCCCGGCGCUGGCGCCGCGUGGCUGUAGGAGUCAAUGCAUGUGUCGAUGUCGUGCUCUCAGGCGUGAAGCUCUUGCAGGCACUUGGCCUGAGUCCUGGGAAUGGUAGAGAUCAUGCAGUUCUGCAUUCAAGGAAUGAUCUGGAAGAAGCCUUCGUCCACUUCAUGAGGAAGGGAGCUGCUGCUGAGCGCUUCUUCAGUGACAAGGAAACCUUUCAUGAUGUUGCCCAAAUAGCAUCAGAGUUCCCAGGAGCCCAGCACUAUGUAGGAGGAAAUGCAGCUUUAAUUGGACAGAAAUUUGCAGCCAAUUCAGAUUUAAAGGUUCUUCUUUGUGGUCCAGUUGGUCCAAAGCUACAUGAACUUCUUGAUGACAAUGUAUUUGUUCCACCAGAGUCAUUGCAGGAAGUAGACGAAUUCCACCUCAUUUUGGAGUAUCAAGCAGGGGAGGAGUGGGGCCAUUUUAAAGCUCCCCAUGCCAACCGGUUCAUCUUCUCUCACGACCUCUCCAACGGGGCCAUGAAUAUGCUGGAGGUGUUUGUGUCUAGCCUGGAAGAGUUCCAGCCUGACCUGGUGGUCCUCUCUGGAUUGCAUAUGAUGGAGGGACAAAGCAAGGAGCUGCAGAGGAAGAGACUCUUGGAGGUUGUAACUUCCAUUUCUGACAUCCCAACUGGUGUUCCAGUUCACCUAGAGCUGGCCAGUAUGACCAACAGGGAGCUCAUGAACAGCAUUGUGCAUCAGCAGGUCUUUUCUGCAGUGACUUCUCUUGGGCUGAAUGAACAGGAGCUGUUAUUUCUCAGCCAGUCAGCAUCUGGACCACAUGCUUCUCUCUCCUCCUGGAAUGGUGUUCCUGAUGUGGGCAUGGUCAGUGAUAUCCUCUUCUGGAUCUUGAAAGAACAUGGGCGGACUAACAGCAGAGCCUCGGACCUUACUAGGAUCCAUUUCCAUACGCUGGUCUACCACAUCCUGGCAACUGUGGAUGGACACUGGGCCAACCAGCUUGCAGCCGUGGCAGCAGGAGCUCGUGUGGCUGGGAUACAGGCCUGUGCCACCAAAACCAUAGACACCAGCCGAGUGUCUCUGAGGGCACCCCAAGAGUUCAUGACUUCCCAUUCAGAAGCAGGCUCCAGAAUUACAUUAAACCCAAACAAGCCAGUAGUAGAAUGGCACAGGGAGGGGAUAUCCUUUUAUUUCACACCAGUGUUGGUAUGUAAAGACCCUAUUCGAACUGUGGGCCUUGGAGAUGCCAUUUCAGCCGAAGGACUUUUCUAUUCAGAAGUACAUCCUCAUUUUUAGGAAGAUUGUAGCUAAUGAUAGGAAGAAAGUGGUUUGGAAAACAAGAUUCAGGGUGUCAGAACCAUUUUUAGAUCUAAUUGGGAAGAUAGCCAAAGAAACAACAGCAGAUUAAACUGUACAGAUACAUUCCAGCCUGUUGGCGAUUACAUAAAAACAUUUCAGGUUUUAAUCAAAACUUAGCUAUCUACUAACGAGACUGGAUUUUUGUUUUUUGUGUUGUGAGUUACAGGGGUUAAAAAAAAAAAAACCUCAAUUCUAAAACCCCAAUUUAUGCAGUGUUGUCAAGUAUUUUUUAAGCCAGAGUUAACUCUCAAGAGCAUGUCAGCCAGAGAAAGUCUUUCUCUCCUUGCUUACUAGAGGACUGCUUCAUUACUCACUCACCACCGUGGGCUCUGGUAAAGCCCGAUGUGAGAUUCUUGGGUCUCUCAGCUUACCACUUGCAGCAGAAUCAAGACUUCCAUUCAGUGUUACAGCGACAGUAUUUAAUGAGCAUAUCUUCUCAGUCUCCUGUUCUCAAACUUAGGUCAGAGCCACGGGUAAAGACAAGACAGUCCCACCUUGGAGCCUUGGUAAGCCUUUGAGCCAUUCAUUCUCUUGUUUGGAACCCUUGGUGGCAUUGUGAGCUGAAGGACUGUGCCUUUCUGCCUUGGCUCCCUGUAUUGUAGACUGGCUGAUCAAAGGCUCCUGUGGCUUGGGCAUUGCCUCAUUGCCCAGCUCUGGAUAUGCUUCCUGCAACAGAAGACUAAUAUUUGUUCUUUCUCAGCCUUGAAGGAAUUUGCUUUUACAACUGGAAUUUGCUUCCAUCUCUUAUGUAUAAAAGAUCAUGUAUGUCUUACGUUUUCAUUGACACAUUCAUUAAAGAGUUUGACCUCGUAAGAGCGCCAGGAUCAUGAAUAAAUUUGUCAUGUUAUAUAUUUAUUUUUUUAUAAACCAGGACCUCUGUGUGCUUUUAAAAAUAUUAAAAACAAUUUACAUUUCAGGAA